CAGACCGGUUAGAGGCAGGACGCGUUUUCUCCAUUAUUCUCUAAUUUUUUUUAAGAAGUAAAGAAUAUUGCAAAAAGUCGUUGUUGAUAUUACAUGCAAAAUAUGGUAUACCUGCAUUUUCCGUCAAACCUAACAGAGGAAGAGUUGAUGCUGCAGACUAAGUUUAGCAAGCUGAAGAGAAAGAAAAAAGCGCUACAAGAUCUAAAAGCUCCUAAACAAGAAGCAGAGCGCAUUCCUCAGGCUCCAAAACGGCCUACGGAGGCAAGAGAUGCUCGUGAAGUUGCCAAGAAGUUAAUUAAGUCUGGCGUAAUCACAGCCCCAAAGACUCCUAAGCGACCGGAGCAAACUUUCAAGAGAUCUCGCGGACUAGAAAGGAAGUUAAACAGUACAGAAAAGACCAUUAGUUCCUACCAACCAUUUUCGGCAAUGCAGGACGAAGAAGAAACAGAGACAGUGAGGCCAAAAGUCAAGGAUUUAUAUAAUAACUUUGUUGGUGCUCAAGACACUGGAGAGAGAAAUACCAGUGAUACUCCAGCUCCUGUUAAACAAGAAAUUAAACCACGUGCGGGAAAUACAAUAUAUGUAUGUGGUUAUAAAAUAACAGAAGAUUAUCUAAAGAAGCAUUUCCAAAGCUUUGGAAAUAUUAUCCAUAUUUCUAUGGAAGCAGAAAAAAACCAUGGCUUUAUAACCUUUGAAAAGGCUGAAACUGCUGAAAGAGCAAUAAGUGAAAUGGAUGGUAGCAUGGUCUCGUCUAUCCAAUUAAAAGUAUCGUUAGCAAGGAGGCAGCCGAUAAUAGAGCCAGUUAGCGACACUAUGUCCAGCUCUAUGUGGUCACCAAUAGCGGCUAAUUAUUCACAGAAAAGUGCACAUAAAGACAGACGGGAACUUAAAGUAUACGAAGAGGAUCUCUUCCAGUAACUGCAGGGAGUGGAUGCGAGGAAUCGCUCCUCAAGCCUAUCCUGAAACUGUUGCGCCGUGGGUUCCAAUUCUUCGG
This is a messenger RNA of Trachymyrmex cornetzi, 994 nucleotides long. RefSeq names its product negative elongation factor E (gene Nelf-E). Gene Ontology annotation, molecular function: RNA binding. Gene Ontology annotation, biological process: negative regulation of transcription elongation by RNA polymerase II. Gene Ontology annotation, cellular component: NELF complex. NCBI's taxonomy places the organism in Eukaryota, Metazoa, Arthropoda, Insecta, Hymenoptera, Formicidae. The transcript has 4 exons. The record is from RefSeq and is a predicted model, not a curated record. Bases 94 to 918 code for a protein of 274 amino acids.